This is a messenger RNA of Cyprinodon tularosa, 2562 nucleotides long. RefSeq names its product fat storage-inducing transmembrane protein 1. Gene Ontology annotation, cellular component: endoplasmic reticulum membrane. The record is from RefSeq and is a predicted model, not a curated record. The transcript has 2 exons. Bases 120 to 1079 code for a protein of 319 amino acids. Gene Ontology annotation, biological process: lipid droplet organization; phospholipid biosynthetic process; lipid storage. Lineage: Eukaryota; Metazoa; Chordata; Actinopteri; Cyprinodontiformes; Cyprinodontidae.
UUAUAUAGCAUGUGGUCUGCUGCGUGCCUGGCAGCCACAAAGAGGGACUGGCCUUUCAUAGACAACAGCCCUCCAGCUUGUUAAACAACAAAUAAAUCAGAUCAACGGCUUCAAUUUCUAUGGAUCCAAUGAGUGAAAACUCCUCCAAAAGCCUCACAGCGGAGAUCAACUUGGAGAAGCUGCAAAAGAUAGCGGCAGAGCUGAUUCUCCCCGGCAGAUUCCUCCUCAGGCCUCUGAAUGCUGUUCUGGAGUUCAUCAGCAGCCUCCUGGCCUGGAUCUUAGGAUGCAGCCUGGUCCGAAGGCACCUCCACCUCCUGCUGUCAGGACUGGUCCUCUUUGGACCUCUGCUGAGUUUCUGGGUUUCCAAAUACAGCAUCUUCGCUAACGGCAACCACUACCUGUACAGGAAGUUCCUCAGGUCUACCUGGGGUUGGACCUUCGUCCUCACAGGCUCCUUCGUCGUCCUCCUCUCCUUCUCGGCCUGCCGCUCCAUCUCCAUCACCCUUCGCCACCUCUCUCGGAUGGCGCUCUCGGGUGUGCUGUGGUGGGGCUGUCGGCGCCUUGUGACCCUGCUGGAGGACGCGGCCGGGGCCUGCUAUGAACCUCUGGCCCCUGUGCAGGACGGCCAGAGCUCCUCCAUCCCCGCUCAGCCUCUGUUGCUCCUACAUGAGGAUCAAACCAAGGCCUCCUGCCUCAAAGCCAACAUGACGUGGAGAGGCUACGAGGUUUCCCAGGAAACGCUCAUCCUCUGCCUGUGCUGCCUGCUGAUUGUGGAGGAGCUCUCCGUCUUUGGUCGUCACCUGGAACACGAGAAGCGUCUUCACAGGCCGCCUAGCGCUCCCCUGAGAGUCCUCUUCCUUCUGUGUGUGGUUCUGCUCUUUAUCUGGAUGGUCUUGCUUCUGUGCAUGCUUGCAUACUUCCCUGCAUGGCCUUCUCAGCAGCUGGGAGGAGCUCUAGGCUACCUAGGGUGGAGGGGCCUUUAUCAGGGAUGGUACCGCCUGGCACCCAGUCACUGGUCCCCCGGUUUACCAGGAGACGGCCUUUUUAGCGGCGCGGACUCUGAUAAACACUCAAACUAGUUUAAGGGUUUUAAAAUUAAACACAGCAGACUACGGAGAUUCUUGUUGCUUUAUUUUUGUAAUCUGAAACAAAAAUGCAUGCAUCACUUGGAGAGAACAAGCUAAUUUCUGUCAGGACAUGUAUUUUGGAACUUAAUCAGUGUUAUACAACAGUAGCAGUCGCUUGUUUUAAGAUAAAAAAAAGAAGCCAGUCGCCCGACUCAGUAGAUGAGAGCCUUCCCGUCUCCUCUGGGCUUUUUAAUCUUGUCAUAGUUCUUGUUAAUGAUGUCAAACAGCACAGCCUGCAGAGAGAGAGAGAAAGAGUCGACAUUACAGGAUGAAAUCACCCAGACAUGAGACACAGGGAGCUGUGGUCAGGUUCAUCAGUCCCUUUUAUCACAGCCUCCUUUAUCACCAGCAUCAAACGCAGGAAGACAAUGACCGAGGGGACGAGAAGCAAGGGUUAAUGGACAGAACAUGGAGGACUCAUUAAUCCAGCACGAGCGCAGCAAUUAGUUUAAUUGCCUCGCUAUUAACAACAAAUGGAAACCACUUCACCGACGUCUCUCUGCUUGGACGCCAUUUACAUGCUGGACAUCCCGUCCAAAACACAGCAGCUGGUGCUUCCUGUCUAAUGCAUUUGAUUUACAGCGUCCACUCAGCCUUUUUUAAUCACACAGAUAAGGUGGGGGGGGUCUUACGUAUGUGUAGCGGAUGUCCAAGACCACCAGACGAAGCUCGCUGUACUGAUACUGGUCCAGUUCAUGUACCAGCUGUCUGUAGUCUCCCUGCAGCACAAAGAGGCGGUCAGGUUAGAAUAAAAAAAAGAAGAAAACAGUUGUGCAUGCAGAUGGAAGGGGUGCUGAAACAAAACCAGCCUGAUUUACAGCCAUGUUCAGACAUCUGAGGUAACAUAAAAAAAAUGAAUCUGAAAAGUUUUUUGUUUUAUGGUAUAUUGUUAAAAGGUCAGCGUCUUUUAAUCAUCAACACCUUUUCCUGUUUGUCUGUCCCGUCAACGCAUUCUUCCACCUGCAGCUCCCUGUUCCCUGCUCUUAUUGUCCCGCAUGUCAGUUAAGCUGUAACUUUGCUUUAAUAUUAUCCUCAACGUUCCUCCUGACCCGCCUGCUUUGUUCUCUGCUCUUCAUGUUGCUGCUCAGAGGACUUCACAGAAAAAUUUAAUUCAUGAGUAAGGGAGUAGAUCAAUGGGAAAUCCGCACCACGCUUUACAGAUUUGUUAAAAAAAAUAAAUACAAAAGUUAAAACUACAUAUUUUCCAGUCAUUUCUAUCACAUUUGGUCCUAAGGAAGCAAUAGGGUUUCUGGUCGGAACAUGACAGGAUAGAAAACAAAUAAUGUGCUACUCUUAAAACCUUAAUGAUGCAGAUAAACAGAUACUGACCACAUGGGGCUGUUUGGAGGCCUUGGCCACGGCAUCGCCUCUCUCACUGUAAUACCUGCCACAGCAAAGAACAGAGGAUAAUAAACUUUUACUCUUAAAAAAACAA